CAACGUCACGUUCUUUGCACGCUGUCUCCCUUUCAUUUCCACGUCCGUCACGACUUACAUAAAUUCUGUGAUCUCCUCCAGUAAUCUGCACCACCCCGUUUCACGACUUUCAUGCUUUGCGCGAUGUCUGCUCUUGCGGUCCUCCUUCACAUUCUUAUUGGCCUCCAGUUGGCACAGGCCACAAUUUUUGUUACUUCUCCAGGCGAGACGACUACCUGCCAAGGCGGAGAGUCCUGCCUUGUCGAAUGGCUUGAGGAUGGUCAAACCCCAACCCUGUCGGACAUUGGAGCCUGCUACGUUGGUCUCUACAAUGGAAAUGGUCUCCUCAUACAGCAGAUCGAACCUGUGAAUGUUGCAAGCACGAGGUCUCUGCAAUUCACGCCCGAUCCAACCGCGGGGCCUGACUCGAGCGGCUACUACAUCAAUUUCACAUCUGUCGACGCCAUUGGCAAUUCCCCACAGCCAUAUACUCAGUACUCCCCGUUCUUUGCUUUGGAAGGCAUGUCUGGAUCGUUCAGCGCCCCAGUCGCAAGCGAUACAUCUACUCUUCCUGUGCCCUCCUCGGUCGCUAGCGCACCAUCAAAUACCAUUGCCUCAACUAUAUCCAUUGGCAGUAACCCCUCUGCGUCUUCCAACUUGCCAUCCGUGACGAGCUCAUCGCCUGCGACAGCCAGCUCCGUUUUACUGAGCAGUUCGGUCUCACCCCCCGGCGUGACCUCCGCUGUUCCCUCUCCAAGCCCGGCAGGGAGUUCCAGCUUUUCGGGAACAGCCACCUUCACCACCUCCCGUGCACUAUCCUCAAUUUCGCCAAGCAGCAGCGUGGUUCCCUCAUCUUCCGCCUCUGCAUCGGCUACCUCCGCAGCAACUCGGGUCAUCCCAACGGUUGCCGUGACUCUCGCACUCCCUGUUGCUUUGAUUGUCGGCACUGUUUUCGUCGUGAUGCUCUGAGAACACAACUAUCUGAUGAUCUCGCGGAGGCUCACAACCUAUGCGGAGUAUUUUUGGAAUACCCAUUUACUGCGAUACCUCAGAUUUCGACUUAUACUCUUAUGUCCAGUUGCAAUCUCCACCCUCGGGCUUUGUUCGUCGUUAUAGCUUCUUUUUGUAGUUUUUGAAUCCCCCUGCCAUCCCGUUAGAUCGUUACACCUCUCUUUAUAUUGCAAUACACGCCGACGUGGCACUUGUUUUCGCUCGUAGAUGGUUCACCAUAU
Phanerochaete carnosa HHB-10118-sp is the source of this 1211-nucleotide messenger RNA. RefSeq lists its product as uncharacterized. The transcript is spliced from 5 exons. Gene Ontology annotation, biological process: cell wall biogenesis; (1->6)-beta-D-glucan biosynthetic process. The record is from RefSeq and is a predicted model, not a curated record. The coding region runs from base 112 to 948 and encodes 278 amino acids. Lineage: Eukaryota; Fungi; Basidiomycota; Agaricomycetes; Polyporales; Phanerochaetaceae.